UGCAAAUGGCAACGAGGGAUAGUUGCUAAUUGCUGUUGCGGAAAAGCGUUAGUAUGGUAAUUGGAUUAGGGCUUGUUAGAAAACUUGUGGAAAAUUUGCCAAAAUUUGAUUACAGAUACAGACCUGGAAUGUGAUAGUCAUUUGUAUCCUCUUUUGUAAUUAAAAAUACUGGGAGAGCUCAGCCAAGCUGUAUAAUAACUUAAUAACAUAGUUUAACGAGGUUCCGAAAGCAUCUGCUUUCGUAAGGGAGUUGGUGGUAGCUCCCCCAUUAUUGGGAAGACACCCCUGGGGUCCUCGUUAGCUGGUCAACUGCUGGGACAAUGCUCUGUUGUCUAUGCAGGGACCCGGUGAGCCACAGGACAUCUUUCUCAAAGUAGCCGGCGGACCAAGCCCGCAGAUCAAAAAGUUCUUUGUUGCUAUUUAUACGGAUGCCUGGCUGGCAGCACCUGCCCAGAUCUGGCAGUUCUACCUGCACUCGCUGCAGCGCCUGGACGUCGCCUGCACGGCCGGGCAGCUCACGCGCCUCUCCCUGCUGCUGCGCGGCACCGCGGCCCCGCGGAGGGUGCGCGCCUUCACCUCCCACCCCCAGGAGCUGGAGGUGGAUCCGAACGGUGCCUUCCUCCUCCCCGCCAAUGGCAUUCAGGACCUGUACAUCGGUGUGAGGCCACGGCGGGCUGGCAGCAAGUUCAUCUACCUCAACCUGGUGGAUGUGGAGUCCCACCAGCUGGUGUCCUCCUGGCUGCUCUGCCUGUCCUGCAGGCAGCCUCUCAUCUCCAAGGCCUUUGAGAUCUCUCUGCCUGCGGGAGGUGGGAAAGGCUGCAACAAGCGCAUCACCUACACCAACCCCUACCCCUCACCCCGGCUCUACUUCUUGUGCACCAACCGCCCUGACCUGCUGCAGUUCAGGGAGGACUCCUUCGAGGUGGCCGGAGGGGAGGUGUACACCAUCGGCCUGCGCUUCGCCCCGAGCCAGACUGUGGGGGGGGAGGAGAUCCUGAUUCACAUCAAUGACCACGAGGACAAGAACGAGGAGACCUUCUGUGUGAAGGUCCUGUACCAGUGAGGCCGCCUGCCUGUCGCUGCAAAGCUGCAGGUUCCUGUGCCAGCCCACACCACCUUGGGGGUGGCUGUGUCUGUCUGAGGGUACUCAUGAUCCCUAUCCCCUGGCUGUCACCUUGCCAGGCUGGGGGGUGUCUCUGUCACUGGGAUCCUCAGGCAUUGCCAUGAGUGCUGGUGGUGCCACGUGGCUCCAUGUGCACAAAUUGAGACGAGUGGAUGUGUUUGUUACGGCACUUUGUGACUGUAGGAUCUGUAUUUUUCUUAAGCAUGAUGAUAUUUUAGGCACUUUUAAUCUUUUUUUAACUUAAAAAGUUUGCCGAUUUGAUUAUGCAGAAUAUUUUUAAAGUAUUUUAUAUUCAACGGUGAGUUUUGUACACACUAAGGCAGUUCUACGGGUUUUUUUUGAUACUUUUUACUCAUCCUUGAUGCAUAAAAUUUGCUGUGCACAA
Messenger RNA from Motacilla alba alba, 1508 nucleotides. Its product is annotated as nephrocystin-4-like. NCBI's taxonomy places the organism in Eukaryota, Metazoa, Chordata, Aves, Passeriformes, Motacillidae. The record is from RefSeq and is a predicted model, not a curated record. Gene Ontology annotation, biological process: negative regulation of canonical Wnt signaling pathway; protein localization to ciliary transition zone. Gene Ontology annotation, cellular component: non-motile cilium; cytoskeleton; ciliary basal body. The transcript has 5 exons. The coding region runs from base 335 to 1063 and encodes 242 amino acids.